This is a messenger RNA of Lactuca virosa, 774 nucleotides long. The record is from the annotation of a GenBank genome assembly. NCBI's taxonomy places the organism in Eukaryota, Viridiplantae, Streptophyta, Magnoliopsida, Asterales, Asteraceae.
AUGUCAAAGACGACGUGGGAUGAAACCGAUAGAGGAAACUACUAUUGUGGGACACUUGUAUUAUUGCUAGCUUAUUUGGAGUUUAUGAGAAAUGAUAAGAGUGAAAAAAGACAAAUACAUGCACUACAUUUUUGGGAUUAUGAGAUGAUGGUGAAAAGGGAAAAAGUAGAGUUAAAGAGUGGUGACUUUGGAACUUUGGAAUGGAAUGAUGAUGUUAUAGAGAAUGAUGAAGAAUCCGACACCGAUGAAAAUGAAGAUAUGAAACUCGAUGAAUUGGUAUUCAAAGCAAAAAAGAAUUAUAAAAAACUAGUGAAUGACAAAAUGAAGUUUGGAAAGUUAAUUGAGUUUUCAACAACAAAAUUCACAGAAAGCGAUGAGUUGAAAGAUAUGAAGAAAGUCUUUGAACAAGAAUUCAUUUAUAAAAGUAAAAAUGAAGAUGAACCAAAUGAGAUGAAUGAAGAUGAUGCAAAAAGUGACGAGAAUGAAGAUGGAGAAAUGGAUGCGAAUAAGGUGGAUGGGAAUAAGGGUGAUAUACAUAAAGAUACAGAUGUAGAAACUACACCAACAAGAAUAAAAAUAAAGAAUCAACCAAUCAUGGAAGGAGAUGAAAGCAGUGAAGAUGAACAAGAGAAGAAAGAAAGAAAAGAUGAAAAACUUGAUGAAGAAGAAAGUUAUGAUUCAGAAGAAAUAGAAUGUAACAAUAAUAUCUUGGGAAUUGAAGAUCAUCAAGAGGGAAAAAGAGAUGUAGGAAAAAGAUUAAAAAACAAUCACUGA